This is a messenger RNA of Suillus fuscotomentosus, 381 nucleotides long. RefSeq lists its product as uncharacterized. The record is from RefSeq and is a predicted model, not a curated record. The annotation marks the transcript as partial. Lineage: Eukaryota; Fungi; Basidiomycota; Agaricomycetes; Boletales; Suillaceae. The transcript has a single exon.
AAGACUACCGAACUUCAUUUGCGGUGUAGGCUGUAUUCUUCAUCCUGGAGUAAACCUCGCCAGGUCACCAUGUUGACACGGUGCUCUGAUCGCUUGCACAGUGGAAAACACUUUCCUGUUCCCGAGAGCCUCCUGGAUUGUGCAACUGUGCAGCCUUAUGUGCAUAACUGUCUUGUCACCCUGCAUGAAGGAAGACACAUAUAUCAGUUUUGUGUUUUUUUCAAGUGGCACUGCCAUUUAAGAACCAAUCCGCUUCUCAGCAGCAUUGACCACAUAUUCCGAGGUGAUGCAGUUGUUAUGAGGAUUGGUGCCAGCGCUGGCUCUGUUGUGAACAUGCGAGGCAGGGACAAUUCACUUGCAGACUUCAUCAUGCAUCAGUAA